This is a messenger RNA of Chrysochloris asiatica (Cape golden mole), 4902 nucleotides long. RefSeq names its product Nance-Horan syndrome (congenital cataracts and dental anomalies) (gene NHS). Gene Ontology annotation, biological process: cell differentiation; lens development in camera-type eye. The record is from RefSeq and is a predicted model, not a curated record. NCBI's taxonomy places the organism in Eukaryota, Metazoa, Chordata, Mammalia, Afrosoricida, Chrysochloridae. Bases 1 to 4902 code for a protein of 1633 amino acids. The transcript has 9 exons.
AUGCCUUUCGCAAAGCGGAUCGUGGAGCCGCAGUGGCUGUGCCGGCAGCGGCGCCCGGCGCCGGGCCCGGAGGAGAACCCGAGCGCGGGUGGCCACGAGCCCCCGCCACCACUGCAGCCGCCUGGCCAGCGGGACGAGGCCGAGGCAGUGGAGCCAGACGAACCGCCCCGCGCCCUGCCCGCGCCGGACAAUCAGGCACCGCCGGCGCCGCGCGGUGAGCCACCGGCGGGCGGCGAGGACAGCCCGGCGGGGUCCCCGGAGGCGGCGGCCGGGUCAGGCGAGGCGUCCUCGGCAGCGGCGGCCGUACUGCUUAUGCUGGACCUGUGCGCCGUCAGCAACGCUGCGCUGGCCCGCGUGCUCCGUCAGCUCUCGGACGUGGCCCGGCACGCGUGCAGCCUCUUCCAGGAGCUCGAGAGCGACAUCCAGCUCACCCACCGCCGCGUCUGGGCGCUGCAGGGCAAGCUGGGCGGCGUGCAACGCGUCCUCGGGACGUUGGACCCCAAGCAGGAGGCAGUGCCCGUCUCCAACCUGGACGUCGAGAGUAAGCUGAGUAUGUACUACCGAGCACCGUGGCACCAGCAGAGAAACAUCUUCCUCCCGGCCACCAGGCCUCCCUGCGUGGAGGAGCUGCAUCGCCACGCCCGGCAGAGCCUGCAAGCCCUGCGCAGAGAACACCGGAGCCGGAGUGAUCGCCGUGAACAGAAAACCGCUGCUCCUCUUUCCGCGGCUGCUCCUCCACUGCCGGCCUACCCGCCUGCCCACAGCCAGAGAAGGCGCGAAGCUAAGGACCGACACUUCUUAACGUUUAACAGCACCCGCUCGCCCUCCCCCACUGAGUGUUGCCACAUGACCCCUUGGAGUAGAAAGUCUCAUCCCCCAGAGGAUGAAGAUACAGAUGUCAUGUUAGGGCAGAGGCCGAAAAACCCGAUACACAACAUCCCCUCAACACUGGAUAAGCAGACCAACUGGAGCAAAGCCCUACCUCUCCCAACACCAGAGGAGAAGAUGAAACAAGAUGCCCAAGUGAUUUCUUCUUGCAUUAUUCCCAUCAAUGUCACUGGAGUUGGUUUUGACCGAGAGGCUAGUAUACGCUGCUCUCUUGUUCAUUCACAAUCUGUACUACAGCGGAGACGUAAAUUGAGGAGGAGGAAAACCAUCUCGGGAAUCCCCCGAAGAGUUCAACAAGAAAUAGAUUCCGAUGAAUCACCAGUGGCCAGGGAAAGGAAUGUCAUUGUGCACACAAAUCCAGACCCUGCCAGUGCUGUCAAUAGGAGGUCCGGGACCAGGGACUCUGAGUGCCAAACUGAGGAUAUUCUGAUUGCUGCUCCAUCCAGAAGGAGAAUCAGAGCUCAAAGGGGUCAGAGCAUUGCAGCUUCCCUUUCUCAUUCCGCUGGCAACAUCUCUGCGCUGGCUGACAAAGGCGAUGCUAUGUUUACCACUGCAGUCAGCAGCCGCACAAGAUCUCGGAGCCUGCCCCGGGAGGGUAAUAGAGGUGGGGCUGCUGAGCCUAAAGUUGGUGCUAAGCCCUCAGCAUACGAAGAGGGGGAGUCUUUCAUAGGUGACCAUGAAAGAGCUCCCAAUGAUUGCAGUGAGGCCCCAAGCAGCCCAAGUGCACAGGAAGACCAGCCUGCUUUAGGCCUGGCCUGUUCUCAACAUCUUCACAGUCCCCAGCACAAGUUAAGUGAGAGAGGGAGGUCUCGUCUGUCCAGAAUGGCUGCCGACUCUGGUAGCUGUGACAUCUCCUCCAACUCAGACACCUUUGGGAGCCCCAUCCAUUGCAUCUCCACAGCUGGCGUCCUCCUCAGCAGCCACAUGGACCAGAAAGACGACCACCAGUCAUCUAGUGGGAACUGGAGUGGGAGCAGCUCCACAUGCCCCUCACAGACCUCAGAGACAAUCCCUCCUGCUGCGUCUCCUCCUCUCACUGGCUCUUCACACUGUGAUUCAGAGCUGUCACUCAACACGGCCCCUCAUGCUAAUGAGGACUCCAGUGUCUUCGUGACAGAGCAGUACAAUGACCACGUGGAUAAAGUGAGAGGCCACCGGGCAAACUCCUUUACUUCCACCGUUGCAGAUUUGCUGGAUGACCCUAACAACAGCAACACAAGUGACAGUGAGUGGAAUUACCUACACCACCAUCACGAUGCCUCCUGCCGCCAGGAUUUUAGUCCUGAGCGUCCUAAGACCGACAGCCUGGGCUGCCCAAGCUUCACGAGCAUGGCCACUUAUGACAGCUUUCUGGAAAAGUCUCCAUCAGACAAAGCCGACACCAGCUCUCACUUUUCGGUGGACACAGAAGGGUACUAUACUUCCAUGCAUUUUGACUGUGGUCUCAAAGCUAGUAAGAAUUAUGUCUGUCACUAUGCAGCACUGGGCCCUGAAAAUGGCCAGAGUGUUGGGGUUCCUCCUAGUGUUCCAGACUGUGCCUGGCCAGACUAUAUAGACCACAGAAGGCAAGGGAGACCAAGCAUCUCUUUCAGAAAGCCAAAGGCAAAGCCUACCCCACCUAAACGUAGCUCUUCAUUGAGGAAGACUGAAGGAAAUGCAGAGGUUUCUGAGAAGAAAGAACCAAUGAUAAGUAGUGGUCAGCACCUGCCUCAUAGUUCCAGGGAAAUGAAGCUGCCUCUUGAUUUCUCCAACACACCUUCUCGUAUGGAAAAUGCCAAUCUUCCCACCAAGCAAGAACCUUCUUGGAUGAACCAGAGUGAACAUGGUAUUACGGAACCCCAGUUAGACAGUUCAGAUAUUCCACCAUUCAAAGAUGAAGGUGCUGAAUCAACUCAUUAUGCAGAUCUCUGGCUUCUCAAUGACUUGAAAACAAAUGAUCCCUACAGAUCUCUAUCUAAUUCAAGCACGGCUACAGGUACCACAGUAAUCGAAUGCAUCAAAUCUCCAGAGAGCUCUGAAUCCCAAACAUCUCAAUCAGAAUCAAGAGCCACUACCCCAUCCCUACCUUCUGUUGACAAUGAGUUUAAACUUGUUUCACCAGAGAAGCUGGCUGGCUUGGCAUCUCCAUCAAGUGGCUAUUCAAGCCAGUCUGAAACGCCAACAUCCUCUUUCCCUACAGCUUUCUUUUCCGGCCCAUUGUCUCCUGGAGGUAGCAAAAGAAAACCUAAAGUCCCAGAAAGGAAAUCCUCACUACAGCAACCCUCUUUAAAAGAUGGAACUCUAUCAUUGAGUAAAGACCUUGAACUUCCAAUUAUACCUCCUACUCAUCUUGACCUAAGUGCUCUUCAUAAUGUCUUGAAUAAACCAUUCCACCACCGUCAUCCAUUGCACGUUUUCAGUCACAGUAAACAAAACACAGUAGGAGAUACACUAAGGUCGAAUCCUCCACCAUCCCUUGCAAUUACACCAACAGUCCUGAAAUCUGUUAACCUAAGAUCCAUCAGUAAGUCUGAAGAAGCUAAGCAAAAAGAAGGCGACAAUACGGAUCUCCCCUACUUAGAGGAAAGCACUCUCACAAUGGCUGCCUUGUCUCCAGGGAAGAUUAGGCAACAUAGUACUAAGAAAUCAUUAUCACGCCAGUACUCCACCGAAGACUCCAUACUGUCCUUUUUAGAUGCCACUGCAGUUGAGAUGGGACCAGAUAAAAUACAUUUAGAAACAAAAGCUACACUUGAUGUGAAGAAUCAUUGUGAUCCAGAAAUUGCAACCUCAGCUGGUAGCAAUCGUCUAGAUUCAAAUGUCACAAAAGACCAAAUAAAUAUAGAGAGCGAGCCUAUUUCAGGAAACACACCAAGUAAAAAGUAUGACUUUUCCCCAGAAGAAUUUCAGAGGGUCUCUGCUACCCACUCAAAUAAUGAUUUUGAUGGUAAAAUAACACAAUAUGGGGCUGGUCUGGAUGGGACCCUAGAACAGGUACAGAAGGCAUCCUCCAUAGAUUGGGAGGAACUUGCACAAGCUGAAUCUGUGGAUAUAAUCACAUCUCAAGCCAACUCACCAACAAAAGUAACAGACAUAAGCAAUCAACUUAAACAUCAACUUGUUCUGAACCACCACCAUGACAAAGUGCCUGGGAAUAUCAGUUAUGAAUCAGAGAUAUCAACUGUAAAUUCAUUCCCUGACAAAUGUUCUAAGCAGGAAAAUAUUGCUUCAGUUAUUUCACCCAAAAGUGCCUCUGAUAACAGCAGAGCAGAGGAGACCCAAGGAAAUGUGGACGAGACUUCUUUGAAAGAAUCAUCACCAAGUGAUGACUCCAUCAUUUCACCACUCAGUGAAGACUCUCAAGCUGAAGUGGAAGGUGCAUUCGUGUCUCCAAACAAACCUCGAACAACUGAGGAUUUAUUUGCAGUCAUUCACAGAUCCAAGAGGAAAGUACUUGGAAGAAAAGAUUCUGGGGACAUGUCUGUUCGAAGCAAGGCCAGAGUCUCCGUUGGCAGCACUGCUGGUCCCACCACUUCACCCAGCAGCAAUGUGACAACCCCAACCAGCCAGAGGUCUCCUGGGCUCAUCUACCGAAAUGCCAAAAAAUCCAACACAUCCAAUGAAGAGUUUAAGCUGUUACUUCUCAAGAAAGGCAGUCGCUCAGAUUCCAGUUACCGCAUGUCUGCUACGGAGAUCCUGAAGAGCCCCAUCCUGCCCAAGCCCCCUGGGGAGCUCACAGUGGAUUCCCCUCAGGUACCAGAUGAGGCCCAUCAGGGAUCACCUGGGACCGAGGCACUGUCCCCUAUCUCUCCAUGCUCCCCUCGAGUGAAUGCAGAGGGGUUUUCCUCAAAGAACUUUGCCACCUCAGCUUCAGCAAGAGUUGGACGUUCCCGGGCACCCCCUGUUGCCAGCAGCAGCCGUUACAGCGUCCGCUGCCGACUGUACAACACUCCCAUGCAGGCUAUCUCUGAAGGCGAGACUGAAAACUCGGACGGGAGCCCACAUGAUGACCGAUCCUCCCAGAGCUCAACCUAG